AUGGCUAUGGUUACCCGUAGAAUAAUGAAGGAGUCAUACUUGCUGAUGCUGGUCACUACAGUGCUGUGUCCGGUCAACAAGUAUUAUGUACCCGUGUUCUAUGAAUUAGAUCAGGAUGAUGAGGAUGAUGAGGAAGAUGAGGAUCAUGAGUAUGAAGAAGCUGAAGAAUUUCCUAAAAAAUCGGAGAGCAGUAUAAGUACAAGCAGUAGCAGUAGCUGCAAUAGCAGAAGUAGGAGCAGCAGUGGAAGCAGUAGCAGCAAAAGCAAUACCAGCAGUAGCAGUAGCAGCAAUAGUAGUACUAGAAGUAGCAGUAGCAGCAGAAGAAAUACUAGCAGUGAGCAGAAGCAGUACCAGCAGAAGCAGGGAGCAGUAGCACUACAAGUAGAAAGGUUAGCAGCAGAGGUAGUAGUAGCAGCAGCAGUGAGCAGAAGCAGUACCAGCAGUAUAAGUGAGCAGUAG
Molecule: messenger RNA, 459 nt
Organism: Mercenaria mercenaria
Lineage: Eukaryota; Metazoa; Mollusca; Bivalvia; Venerida; Veneridae
Exons: 4
Coding region: 1-459 (152 amino acids)
Source: RefSeq, a predicted model, not a curated record